This is a messenger RNA of Lingula anatina, 1328 nucleotides long. Its product is annotated as eukaryotic translation initiation factor 3 subunit I. Lineage: Eukaryota; Metazoa; Brachiopoda; Lingulata; Lingulida; Lingulidae. Gene Ontology annotation, biological process: cytoplasmic translational initiation. Gene Ontology annotation, cellular component: eukaryotic translation initiation factor 3 complex, eIF3m; cytoplasm. Gene Ontology annotation, molecular function: translation initiation factor activity; protein binding; RNA binding. The record is from RefSeq and is a predicted model, not a curated record.
UGCGCAUUAAUGUGUGUCUGUGUGUCUUUCCGGCUGCACAUGCUUGAUUGUAAAGAAACCGGGAAAAUCACAGUAAAAACUUUAAAAUGAGGCCUAUAUUGCUUCAAGGGCAUGAGCGUUCCAUCACACAGAUCAAGUACAACAGGGAAGGAGAUUUGUUGUUUUCAUGUUCUAAAGACAACAUCCCCAAUGUGUGGUAUUCUUUAAAUGGAGAAAGACUGGGCACAUUUAAUGGGCACAAUGGUGCCAUUUGGUGUGUGGACGUGACCUGGGAUUCAACAAGGGUAAUGACAGGAUCAGCUGAUAACUCCUGUAGACUAUGGGACUGCGAAACAGGAAAAGUUGUCAGUAAUCUUCCAACAAAAACAGCAGUAAGGUCUUGUGGUUUCUCAUAUGGUGGAAAUAUUGCCAUGUACACUACAGACAAGACUAUGGGCCAGCCUUCAGAAAUACACAUCUAUGAUCUAAGGGACAGUAAUUCAAUAGCCAAUGCUGAUCCACUAAUGGUGAUGCCAGCAGGAGACAGUAAAAUCACAGCUUCUAUAUGGGGACCUUUGGAUGAAUUUAUUAUCACAGGUCAUGAGAAUGGAGCUUUGAGACAAUGGGAUUUUAAGUCUGGGGAUCUGGUACAUCAAGUCAAAGACCACAAUAAGCAAAUAAAUGAUAUUCAGACUUCCAAAGACAAAACGAUGGUGAUAACAGCCUCCAAGGAUUGCACAGCUAAGUUAUUUGAUACAGCUACUCUUAAACACAUGAAAACAUAUAGGACAGAGAGGCCAGUUAACUCUGCAUCUAUUUCUCCACUCAUGGAUCACGUUGUACUAGGUGGUGGACAGGAGGCUAUGGACGUGACUACAACAUCCUCAAGGAUAGGGAAGUUCGAUGCUAGGUUCUACCAUCUUAUAUUUGAGGAGGAAUUUGGUAGGGUCAAGGGGCAUUUUGGGCCAAUUAACAGUCUGGCUUUCCAUCCAGAUGGCAAAAGCUACAGCAGUGGUGGUGAAGAUGGAUUUGUCAGAUGUCAUCAGUUUGAUUCACCAUAUUUUGAGUUUGACUUUGAAGUUCAAUAAGUUAUUCUUGCUGAACAAUCAUCAAAUUGAAGAAAAACUGAUAAUAUAUUCCACCCAGGAUUGAUACAUAUUGGAUAUUUAAAAAGAUAACUAUCUCACUGAAGAAUAUUGUCAUGAGCAUGAUUAUGAUGUAUAAGCUUAUCAAACAUGCAAUGCCAAAUGGAAACAGAAAUGGACUUUUAAAGUGGUAUAUAAUAUCAAAGAAAAAAAAGUAAUAAUCAUAUUUAUCUUUUAAGUCAACAAAUAAAAAAAAUCACCUUU